Molecule: messenger RNA, 2258 nt
Organism: Oryctolagus cuniculus (rabbit)
Lineage: Eukaryota; Metazoa; Chordata; Mammalia; Lagomorpha; Leporidae
Source: RefSeq, a predicted model, not a curated record
GGCUGUGCCUGGGCGCCUUAGGAGGAGGAAGCCCCGCCUUUCCCUCCUCCCCUGUCUCCUUGAGUACUCUCUUUCUCUGGAUUCUUUAACUCCCUGCCCUUGCCCUCUUCUAGAGAACGGAAGGGAAGAAGGAAGAAUUCGGGGCGCCUGCGCGCUAGCGUUUAGGCCAAUGGGUGGCUGGCGCAGAGGAGCGAAGUCGUGGCAGCCGCGCGCCCAGAAAAAGGCGGGAAACAGUAGAGGCGCGAAGCUCGCGCAUGCGUACAAGCCAACUGCCGCUAGGGCGUCUGAGCCCAGGGAGCCUCCUUCGCGUUCGCUCUGUGGUGCGAACAUGCCAUGAGACUGGGCUCUGGAAGCCUAGAGAAACAGCUCUUGGUCGUCAGUGCCGGAAAAAUCAAAGCCUUGGUGCCUCCUCGCCUCCCAAAGCACACAAGCAGCUCCCUCACCGAGGCACUGAUUACCCUUUAUCCUCAGCUCCUAGAGAGAGAGAGAGACCACCCUGGCCGCCUCCCUGGACUGCGGCCUCAGAGUGGGGCUGCGUUGCUUCCUGCCACUCCCAGGAAACGUCAACAAGUAACCCCUCAUUCCAUCGCUAAAACUCGGCUUGUCCCAUUCUGCACGCAGAAGUCUCGAGUUUGGAGGAGGCAGCUCAGGGCACCGCCGACUGCCCGGGAGGAGCCAGGGGAAGGGGCGGAGAAGUUCAGAAAUGGAAGCCCAGAGAGAUCAAAUGAAAUGUCCAAGUUCAUAAAGAGCCCCACACUCUGCCAUGAAAAGGCGCAGCCUGUCCGUCCCCUGGCGUCAGCGAGUGGCCCUGCCGCCCUCUGGCUCUCCGCCGAGCUGCCUGCCUUUGGAGCCCAGCUGCUCAGCUGCGUGGAGCCCAGGGGCCCCUGUGGAGACACAACACGAAGAGCAACCAAGGCCCCUGGGCAGCAACCAGUGUCUGCGGCCAGACAGCCCCUGCGCCUGGCGGCCCUGGUGCGUGCCCUGAGUGGGGCGGGGGCCCCAGGGGGCGCGAAGGCGCGGCGGCCGCUGCUGCAGCUGCUCACGGAGCACUUCUACGACGUGGAGGCGCUGAGGGAGCGCUGGCUGCAGAAGCGCCUGCGGAAGGUGCACCAGGAGAACCGCUGCUUCACGUCCCUGGAGGAGCGCUACGGCCCGGACAUCGCAGGUGCCGCCUUCGUCCUGAAGCAGGGAGGCGCAGUCAAGUUCCAGGACCAGGAGUGGAUCCGGCCAAACAAGCAUGGCCGUUUCUCCCUCAAGUUCCUGAAGUUCCAGAACGUUCCUGUGGAGGCUGUGGAUGCCAGUGGCUGUGCCAUCAACUACCACGGCCUGCGCAGCCUCCUGCCCUUGAAGGAGCUCCGGUCGCUGUGGCUGCGGCACUGCCCCCACGUGGACGACUGGUGUCUCAGCCGCCUGCACCCGCUGGCCGGGUCCUUGCAGGAGCUGUCGCUGGCUGGCUGCCCUCAUAUCUCGGAGCGGGGCCUCGCGUGCCUCCACCACCUCCAGAGCCUCUGCUGGCUGGACAUCUCGGACCUGCCUGCCGUGUCCAACCCGGGCCUCACGCGGAUCUUGGUGGAGGAGAUGCUGCCCAGCUGCCAGGUUCUGGGGGCUGACUGGACGCAGGGCCUGAGGCUGGGGCCCGAGCAGCAGCCGCGGGACACGGCCAGCCCCAGCCCUGCCUAGCCUGCAGCCGCGCCCACGCAGCGCACCGGAGCAGGCUGUGUGGGGGUCUGGUCGGCCUCCCUCAGCCUGGCGGAUCAGCAGGAGACAGGCGUGAGGUUGGGAUGUUUGUUCCUGGCUGCCCUCCUUCCCCUGCCAGCUCCUGCAAGGACCCCGAUGGACACAGCAGGUGCUGCCGACACUGAACCUGGAGGGUAGUGCAGUCCUGGGUCCCAGGGCAUUGGCAGUUACUGAGUCAUUCACUUUCAGCUCCCAAUUCACCAAUUUUGUCUGCUCUGUGACUGUGUCUGGGCCUUUGAAAUCUGUGUUGCUGCCUGGCAUGAUGGGUCUUGUCAGUAGAGGGCGCUGGAGGACACGGCGAGUAGUUGGUGUCGCGGUCCUGCCAGGUGUGCCCUGUGCACCUGCGGCUGCCGGGUCCCACAGUGCAGUGGCUUCCCGGGCACCCCGCCCCCGGCUGUGGGAGCUCCAGGCAGUGCCUCCCCGUGACCGCCCCACACCCUGGUGGAUUUCAGGCAAUUCUGAGGCACUGGGCAGCAAGUCCCUCCCGUCGGUAUUCUGUACAUUAAACUCUGGUCAGGCUA